GGUGUUCAUAUAAAAUAAUGGGUUAUUUUUCUUUUCAGUGACAAGCACCUUACCCCCCAGAGCGUUUUUUUUUUACUUUGUGGACAAUAACGAUUCUCUGUCCCAUUUUGCUGUUCCACUUACUGUUUCCAUUGGCAUGUCUAUUAUGAGCUCUGUGUAUAUUAAGGGUUCUUGCUUAUCCAUUUAGGAAGACUGGUGGUAGUCUGUUUACAGCCUCUUCUUCUGAAUUCGACCUCCAUAUGUCUUUGCUUCGAGCUUGUGGUAACUGGUGGGUAUUGGUUCCCUCGUGAAUUUCCAGAAACCUCCUGAACUUUUACUUUUGCCGCUUUGGUUGCUGCUAAUAAAAUAUAUGGUGAGUGGUUAGUCUUGUCAUUCAUUGCCACCAUGAACCUGGUUCUGCUGCUGUCAACUUUCAGUCUCUUUAUUGGAGUGCUUUCAGAAGAGGGUUUGAAUCCUGCUGUUGUGAAUGUUGGAGCUAUAUUCUCAUUCAACACCAUUAAUGGGAAAGUUGCAAAGGUUGCAAUGAAGGCUGCCGAGGAUGAUAUUAACUCCGAUCCAAGUGUUCUUGGUGGAAGGAAAUUGUCUAUACAAGUACAUGAUUCUAACUUCAGCUCAUUUCUAGGCAUUCUUGGAGCACUGCAGUUUAUGGAGACAGAUACCGUAGCAAUAAUUGGUCCACAAAGUUCGGAGAUGGCCCAUGUUCUAUCAAAUCUUGCAAAUGAACUCCAGGUUCCGCUAUUGUCAUUCACGGCUUUAGAUCCCAGCCUGAGCCCUCUCCAGUACCCUUUUUUUGUUCAAACAGCACCUAAUGAUGAAUUCCAGAUGACUGCCAUUGCUGAGAUGGUUAGCUAUUUCAGUUGGAGUGAAGUGAUUGCUAUUUUCAGUGAUGAUGAUCAGAGCAGAAACGGUAUAAUCACAUUAGGCGAUAAACUUGCUGAUAGACGUUGCAGAAUUUCUUAUAAAGCUGCGCUUCCUCCGGACCCAUCGGCCAAAAGAGGUGACGUUUUGAGAGAAUUAAAUAAGAUUCAAAUGAUGGAAUCUCGAAUUAUUGUUCUGCACUCUUUCUCAAGGACAGGUCUCUUGGUCUUUGAAGUGGCCAAGAGCCUUGGAAUGAUGGGAAAAGGAUAUGUUUGGAUAGCUUCUACUUCGCUGUCCACUGUUCUAGAUUCCUUUUCCCCACUUAAACCGGAGAUAGCAAACUCAAUCCAGGGAGCACUUACACUUCGCCCUCAUACACCUGAUUCGAAAAGGAAAAGAGAUUUUAUGUCACGUUGGAACCAGCUGAGUAACGGUUCUAUUGGGUUUAACCCUUAUGGUCUAUAUGCCUAUGACACUGUUUGGAUGAUUGCUCGUGCAGUAAGGUUGUUACUCGAUCAGGGGGGCAAAAUUUCAUUUUCCAACGAUACAAGAUUAGAUGGUAUUAGUGGGAGCACUCUAAAUCUUUCUGCAUUGAAUGCAUUUGAUGGAGGGAAGCAGUUGCUUUCGAAGAUAUUGGAGACAAAUAUGACUGGUCUGACGGGCCAUGUCCAGUUUAAUCAAGACAGAUCCCUGAUAAAUCCUUCUUAUGACAUUAUUAAUGCGGUUGGAAAUGGGCAACGACUGGUUGGAUACUGGUCUAACCACACUGGUUUGUCCAUUGUGCCACCAGAGACACUUUAUUCGGAAAAGCCUAAUCGGUCAAGUUCAAACCAACAUUUAGACAAGGUGGUAUGGCCUGGAGGAGAAACAGCAAGACCUCGAGGGUGGGUUUUUCCUAACAAUGGAAGAGAAUUAAAAAUUGGAAUUCCAAGGCGAGUUAGUUACCGAGACUUUGUCUUGUUAGUCAAUGGCACGGAUAAGGUGCAAGGAUAUUGCAUAGACGUUUUCCUUGCUGCAAUUAAAUUGCUGCCAUAUGCUUUUCCAUACAGGUUUAUCCCAUUUGGAGAUGGCCAUAAGAACCCAAGCUAUUAUGAGCUUGUCAAUAAAAUUAAGUCCGGAGUCUUUGAUGGCGUGGUGGGUGAUAUUGCCAUUGUGACAAACCGAACAAGAAUAGUUGAUUUCACUCUGCCAUAUAUAGAAUCAGGGCUGGUUGUGGUAGCUCCAGUGAAAAAGAUAAGUUCGAGUGCUUGGUCCUUCGCACGGCCAUUUACUCCAUUGAUGUGGGCAGUCACAGCUGCAUUUUUCCUCAUUGUGGGAUCAGUUGUGUGGAUCCUUGAGCAUAGAAGAAAUGAUGAAUUCCGGGGCUCUCCAAAGCAGCAAUUUGUCACAAUUUUGUGGUUCAGCUUCUCUACAAUGUUUUUUUCCCAUAGAGAAAACACAGUGAGCUCACUUGGACGCCUAGUACUGAUUAUCUGGCUUUUUGUGGUUUUGAUCAUCAACUCAAGCUAUACUGCAAGCCUGACAUCAUUCCUCACAGUGCAACAGUUAUCAUCACCCAUCAAAGGGAUUGAUACCUUAAUUGGUAGCAAUGAACGAAUAGGCUUCCAGGUAGGAUCUUUUACUGAAGGCUAUCUGAUGGAGGAACUCAAUAUUCCAAAAUCUAGACUCGUUCCACUUGGAUCACCAGAAGAGUAUGCCCUUGCCCUUGAGAGGAGAAAUGUAGCUGCAGUAAUCGAUGAGCGACCAUAUGUGGACCUCUUCCUCUCAGAACACUGCGAAUUCUCUGUUAGAGGCCAGGAGUUUACGAAAAGCGGAUGGGGAUUUGCAUUUCCUAGAGACUCGCCAUUGGCCAUUGACAUGUCUACUGCCAUUCUUUCUCUAUCUGAGAAUGGUGAGCUUCAGAAGAUUCACGACAGAUGGCUGUCAAAAAGUGCUUGUAGUUCCGAGAAUAGUGAGGAUGAUAUUGAACAGCUCGACUUAAAAAGCUUCUGGGGGCUAUUUGUUAUAUGUGGAAUUGCAUGUAUGCUUGCUCUCCUUGUGUACUUCUGGCUGAUGUUCCGCAAGUUCAGCCGGCUGCCUCCCGAGGAACUUGAUACCACCAGUCCUAGUACCUCCCGUUCCACUCGUCUUCAAACAUUUUUGUCAUUUGUUGAUGAGAAGGUAGAGAAACCAAAAAGCAGCUCAAAAAGAAAACGCGAGAGUAUGUCUCGAAUUGGAUAUCAUAUAAAUGAUGAAUCGCCACAUAGAUCUGGGAGUAUGGAGAGGAAUAUGUCCCAGAAUGGUGAUAGUUGGCUUACUCAAUAAUUUGGUCAGUUCUAGCUGUAUACUUCUCUCACAUUUCAUUUCAUCCUCAGGUUGAAAAAGAAUUGGCUUUUGGGUCGAUUCUUCCCCCCCCCCCCCUUCCCCCUCUCUCCCUUUUCUCUGCUCUACCAGUUCUCCUGUAUUUUCUGCUGAAUCCAAUCGUCUAUACAAAGGCAUUAGCUUAAAAAUGUAGCAUAUGUGAGUAUUAUUCUUAAGAAACAGUGCAAAAGCCAUGUUUCUAAACUACAGCAUAUAGAAUAGAUUACUGCACUUCUUUCUUCAAA
Molecule: messenger RNA, 3443 nt
Organism: Gossypium raimondii (Peruvian cotton)
Lineage: Eukaryota; Viridiplantae; Streptophyta; Magnoliopsida; Malvales; Malvaceae
Product: glutamate receptor 3.2
Exons: 7
Coding region: 385-3162 (925 amino acids)
Biological process (GO): G protein-coupled receptor signaling pathway
Cellular component (GO): plasma membrane
Molecular function (GO): G protein-coupled receptor activity; glutamate-gated receptor activity
Source: RefSeq, a predicted model, not a curated record